This is a messenger RNA of Thamnophis elegans (Western terrestrial garter snake), 2369 nucleotides long. It is a transcript of the gene MAPKAPK3, whose product is annotated as MAPK activated protein kinase 3. Gene Ontology annotation, molecular function: calmodulin binding; calcium-dependent protein serine/threonine kinase activity; ATP binding. Lineage: Eukaryota; Metazoa; Chordata; Lepidosauria; Squamata; Natricidae. The transcript has 10 exons. The record is from RefSeq and is a predicted model, not a curated record. Gene Ontology annotation, biological process: response to cytokine; protein autophosphorylation; toll-like receptor signaling pathway. The coding region runs from base 27 to 1178 and encodes 383 amino acids. Gene Ontology annotation, cellular component: nucleus; cytoplasm.
CCCGCCCUCCAUGUUGGCAAUUGUCUAUGGCGGGACCGGGUUGGGCCGGCUGGGGCGGAGAGUCACAUGAGCGGCUGCCUGAGCUCGUCCUGCUCGGUUGGCGAAGAGCUUUGGCUGGGCCUGGCGUGGGCGAGGCUUCCCAUGGCCGCCAAUUCCUCCCUCCUCCCCCACCGGCUAGCCACAGGUUUGAGGGAGUAGCGGCGGAGCGACCACCUGUGAGGAGCAUGCGCGCCACGAAGCUCUUAUAUGACAGCCCAAAAGCACGACAAGAAGUGGAUCAUCACUGGCGAGCUUCAGGCUGUCCCCAUAUUGUCCAUAUCUUGGAAGUUUACGAGAAUAUACACCAUGGGAAGAGAUGCCUUCUAAUCAUCAUGGAGUGCAUGGAGGGAGGGGAACUCUUCACUCGAAUCCAGGAGCGAGGAGACCAAGCUUUCACCGAAAAAGAAGCCUCCGACAUAAUGAGAGACAUAGGAACAGCCAUCCAACAUCUUCAUGGGAUGAACAUAGCUCAUAGAGAUGUCAAGCCAGAAAACCUUCUUUAUACAUCCAAAGAUAAAGAGUCAGUGCUUAAGCUCACAGAUUUUGGGUUUGCUAAAGAGACAACCAUACAGAACGCAUUGCAGACUCCUUGUUAUACCCCUUACUAUGUGGCACCAGAAGUACUUGGUCCUGAGAAAUAUGACAAAUCCUGUGAUAUGUGGUCUCUUGGUGUCAUCAUGUAUAUUCUUUUGUGUGGAUUCCCUCCAUUCUAUUCCAAUACUGGCCAACCCAUUUCCCCUGGAAUGAAAAGAAGAAUUCGGAUGGGGCAGUAUGGAUUUCCAAAUCCUGAAUGGUCAGAGGUAUCUGACGAAGCCAAGCAGCUUAUUCGUCUACUGCUGAAAACUGACCCAACAGAGAGGAUGACCAUUUCUCAAUUUAUGAAUCAUCCCUGGAUUAAUCAAUCCAUGAUGGUGCCACCAACCCCUCUUCACACUACUCGAGUCCUGCAAGAAGAUAAAGACCACUGGGAUGAAGUGAAGGAGGAAAUGACUAGUGCUUUGGCAACCAUGAGAGUAGACUAUGAUCAGAUAAAAAUUAAAGAUUUGAAAAUAUCCAACAAUCGACUCCUCAACAAACGGCGUAAGAAACAAAAACAAGGAGGCACCUCAACUGCAUCACCUGGCUGUAACAACCAAUAAAGACGAGAGAAAUAAAAUGAAAUAAUUAGUUGAAUUGAAAUCAUUGCGCAAAGGAUACAUAACUGAAACACGAAUGUGGGUGAUGAGAACUUUUUAUUUCAAUGCAACUGGGCCUUUUUCUACAAAUAAUUUUGUUAAUCAUUCUUAUUACAUUUUAGUAUACUUUACAUAAGGAGCUGCAACAAACCUUAGAAUAUCAGUGAAGUUUGGAUAAAUACAUAUUUCUUGUGGUAAUGCGGGUUCAGUGCUUACAAAAGCACAGUCACAACAAGCAAUUCUCAAUCCCUUUUUUCAUAUAAAGCAAUUAAGAGCAUCCAUCUGCUUAACUCUCAGAUGAAUUCAUAAGGACAUAAAUGUGCUUAAUUUAGACUGGAUUAUGCUGAAUCCAUUCAAGAAAAAUAGAAUAAACCAUGCAUAAAGCAAAGGAGUAAAAAAAAAAUCAGGUUAUUACAAGAAGCAAUCAAAGAAUUAUGAAAAAGUAAGUUUUUCAUAUAUUUUUGCUUGAUUUUCAUUGUUCAUUUCUAUUGUAUUUAAUGUUCUUAUCAGGUUAAUGCUCUUAUUUUAUACACCGUCCAUCUGUAUAAGGAAGCAUUGCUUUUUAGUCUUUGGGGAAUAUUUACAAUUUAAAGUUUAAGGGAUUAAUACAAGCUUGCUUCCAUUCUUACAUUCAGAUCAUGUAGGUAAAAACAAUGUAGUUAGUCAUAUGUGAAGUGGGCACACAUUUUUUUCAACCACAGGAAACUUCCACUGGCUGCCUUGUAGGAUCCACAUAGCAAAACAGGUAUGAGGGCAGUUGCUACAUUUUAUGAUUUAGAUGUUCCAUUUCAUUGUUUACGUAUAGGACAUAAUUUAUUUUCAUCACAUAUUUUUUCAAGUGUUUACUUUUUUAAAUUAAGUAUCAGAGAUUAAUAUAUAGCAUUAAUCAACCAAAGUAUCAUCGUUUGUCAGCAUCCACAACUUUGCACAAAGAUUUUAGCUGAAAAUGUAUACAGUUCAGAAGGAAAUGAAUCCCAGAUGCACUAUGAUUUUUUUACUAAAAGAACCAUCAGGGUAUAGCUAGAGGGCACACUUUUUGCAUUCUUUUCCAGUAGUAAAGAGCUUCCAGUGGUCUGGGGUUGAUAUGGACAGGGGUAGAAUUAUUGCCCCCCCCCCCAUCUUUCUUGUGAUGUUGUUUUUAAAAACAUAUUAAAC